Oncorhynchus masou masou (cherry salmon) is the source of this 4011-nucleotide messenger RNA. Its product is annotated as MHC class II transactivator-like. Gene Ontology annotation, biological process: positive regulation of MHC class I biosynthetic process; positive regulation of MHC class II biosynthetic process; positive regulation of transcription by RNA polymerase II. Lineage: Eukaryota; Metazoa; Chordata; Actinopteri; Salmoniformes; Salmonidae. Gene Ontology annotation, molecular function: ATP binding; protein binding. The record is from RefSeq and is a predicted model, not a curated record.
GUGUGUGUGUGUGUGUGUGUGUGUGUAGUUGACGGCGCGGUAGCUCCAGAUUCGAUGUGUUCGUAUCCUCCUGGGUCUCUGUCUGACUGUGCCAGCCAAGCCCUGUCUCCCCCCUCUGCCUCCCCCCUCUCCCCCAGGACAGAGGAGUACAUUCACCAAGCCAAGGCUCACCUGAGGGGAAUGUGCCAGGAGAUGGAGGCGGGCCUUAGCCUGGCGACCCACUAUGUUGACGUGCGAUUGGUCCAGAGGCAGAUCCUGAUUGGCUCAGGGAAGAACAGCAGCAAGUGCCUGGAGAAAGAUUUGGUCGUUAUCGGAGACGCGGAGAGGAGGCGGGGCUCGUUGGCCAGGAGUCAGGUGUUUGAGAGCUCCACCGGGGCGAAACCCAAACGUUCCAUCGUGUUGCUAGGCAACGCCGGCAUGGGUAAAAGCACGCUCAUCAAGAAGCUCUGCGUUGAUUGGUCCGACGGCCUCCUGCCACAGUUUGACUUUGUGUUCUUACUGGACGGUAAGGCUCUGACCCUCCCCCCUGAGCCAACCUAUAGCCUUCGGUCCCUCCUCCUACACCUCUCCUGUCCCCACCCACGGGAUGUCUUCAAUCAGGUCCUCUCUGCCCCGGAGCGUGUGCUGGUGAUAUUCGAUGGCUUCGAGGUGGUGCGUGACUUGGAGGGGCUGCUUCAGUUUCCAGCGGAUGACAGUAAAGGGGAGAACUACAGCGUUAGACAGCUGUUCUCAGGUUUGCUCCAGGGGAAGCUCCUACCAGGCUGCUCACUGCUCCUCUCUGCCCGACCACAAGGCACCGUCAGUGGGCUGCUGAGACGGGCUGACAGCCUCCUGGAACUCUCUGGCUUCUCCCCUCCGGACAUAGAGAGAUACCUGGGACAAUACUUCUCUGGACAGUCGCUAGAGGCCCCAACCUCCGUCCCAGACUCAAUCCCAGUCCCAACCUCAGUCCUAGCACCAGUCCCAGUCCCAGUCCCAGUCCCAACCUCAGUCCCAGUCCCAACCUCAGUCCCAGUCCCAGUCCCACUCCCAGUCCCAACCUCAGUCCCAGUCCCAGUCUCACUCCCAGUCCCAACCUCAGUCCCAGUCCCAGUCCCAGUCCCAAUCUCAGUCCCAGUCCCAGUCCCAACCUCAGUCCCAGUCCCAACCUCAGUCCCAGUCCUAGCCCUCACCAGGCUCCACAGUCAGCCGUACCUUCUGUCUGUGUGUUGGAACCCAGCUCUGUGUCACAUGGUCUGUCUGCUUCUAGAACACUGGGAUGUUUCGGAGCCACUCCCCUCCACGCUGACGGGACUGUGUUACAGGGUGUUGCUCCUAAAGAUGGGACGACACAUCCUUAAACGCACACACUGUCAAUCCCUACCCCAAACUCAAACCCAGGCACACACUCACACCCUUAAACACAGUCAAAAACACGUCCUUAAACGUACACACUGUCAAUCCCUACCCCAAACUCAAACCCAGGCACACACUCACACCCUUAAACACAGUCAAAAAGACGUCCUUAAACACACAAGCAACUGGACACGAACACACAUCCGCACUCGCUCUCACACUCAAUCCCAAAAUCAAUUAGAAGACCAGAAGAGGACGAUAGAGAAGAGGGAGGAGGAAGAGAGAGAGAGGGAGGGAGAGAAAGAGAGAGAGGAGAAGAGGGAGGAGGGAGAGGAAGAGAGAGAGGAGAAGAGGGAGGAGGAAGAGAGAGAGAGGGAGGAGGGAGAGGAAGAGAGAGAGGAGAAGAGGGAGGAGGAAGUGAGAGAGAGGGAGAGGGGGAGAGAAAGAGAGAGAGAGGGAGGAGGGAGAGGAAGGGAGAGAGACGGAGGAGGGAGAGAAAGAGAGAGAGGAAGAGAACAGGUGUGUUCUGUCAGAGUUGAGCAGUCUGCUUGGCAGGGGGUUAAAGGUCAUUCAUCUCUCCUGACUCUGGACAAUACCGUCUGUGUCAGGCUGCGGAUGUUUGGCCUGAGGACUGGACUGGUCCAUUCUCACUGGCUGAGGGGGGAGCAGGGCAGAGAUUGUGACGGUGGCGGUGGCGGCGUGAGUUCCGACAACAUCCUGUCCUGGGCCCACCCUUUCCUGCAAAGCUUCCUGGGCGGGGCCCACCUGUCCGUCUCCAGCUGUGUGUCUGACCGGGCUCUGCUGACCCAGAUACUACCACAGCCCAGGGGGAGGCGACGGCCUCAGGGAGAGUGUCUGGACCUUGCUCAGCGAUUCGCCGUCGGGCUGCUUUUCCGGAACAAUGCAGAACUUCGGCACCUGGCCACCCUGGAUACCGACGCCAUGAAAGUGGUGGCGGCCAAGCGAGCCGCUGUGACAUCACACCUGGAGAACCUUCGCCAUGGCGACCUGAGCCCCGCUCGGCUCCUGGAGGCGUGUCACUGUGUUUACGAGACGGGCGACGUCCUCCUGGUCAGGCACCUGGUACGGAACCUUCCCGAGGUCCUGUCGUUCCAAGGGGUCCCGCUGUGCCCCGCCGACGCCUUCGUAGUGUGGAACCUUUUGGACCAGUGUAGAACGCUGAGGAGGAGGUUCUGUCUGGGGCUGGAGGACACAGGACUGAGGAUGACAGGAUUAAAACUACUGACGGGUCUCAACAACAUACACUCAUACAGGGCGAGUAUCGCUGACACCAUCACUCUGUGGGAGGAGCUAGAGCAGAGUGGGGAGGAGGAGCUUCUGAAAGCGGCGGUGUCCAAGUUGACCCUUAACCCUUUCAGAGCCACACAGGUGUCCCACGUCCAACACCUGUCCACACUGGUCAACAUACACACAAGCAGGAGACUGUCUGAGAGCCAAUCAGAUGGUGUCCUGGGGGAGGGUCUUCCUGCAGUCAGAGAUCUUCACAAGCUGGAGUUUGAGUUGGGGCCAGUGAAUGGUCCUCUGGCGCUCCCUAAACUCCUGGAGCUGCUGCCAGCCCUGCACAGUCUACAUCACCUGGAUCUGGAGAACAGUAAACUGGGGGACAGUGGGGCUGAGGGUCUGGCUGGAGCUGUGCUGUCUCUCUCCUCUCUGCAGAUUAUCAAUCUCUCCCAGAACUGUAUAGGGGACCAGGGAAUAGGGAGUCUGGCUCCUGCUCUGUCUACCCUCCCCUCGCUGCACUGUCUCAGUCUGUACAGUAAUGUGAUAUCUGACGGGGGUGCUGAGAGUCUGGCUGCUGUUUUACCUCAGAUGACAUCACUCAGUGACCUGGAUGUCAAGUACAACAGCUUCACGGCCCUGGGAGCUCAGAGUCUGGCUUCCAGUCUGAGGGACUGUCCAUGGAUCAAGAGUCUGGGGAUGUGGAAUGUGUGUAUUCCCUACGGAGUGUUAGAGAGACUGCAACAACAGGACCCACGGAUACAGCUGCUCUAGAACAUUGUUCUAAUGUUGUUCUAACAGAACCCCAGAGGAUACAGCUGCUCUAGAACAUUGUUCUGUUGUUCUAACAGAACCCCAGAGGAUACAGCUCUGACAGGAUAUAUAAUAUCAGGAUACACCACUGCUCUGUGUUCCUGGACACCACUGCUCUGUGUUCCUGGACACCACUGUUCUGUGUUCCUGGACACCACUGCUCUGUGUUCCUGGACACCACUGUACUGUGUUCCUGGACACCACUGUACUGUGUUCCUGGACACCACUGUUCUGUGUUCCUGGACACCACUGUACUGUGUUCCUGGACACCACUGUUCUGUGUUCCUGGACACCACUGUACUGUGUUCCUGGACACCACUGUUCUGUGUUCCUGGACACCACUGUACUGUGUUCCUGGACACCACUGUACUGUGUUCCUGGACACCACUGUACUGUGUUCCUGGACACCACUGUUCUGUGUUCCUGGACACCGCUGUACUGUGUUCCUGGACACCACUGUUCUGUGAUCCUGGACACCACUGUUCUGUGUUCCUGGACACCACUGUACUGUGUUCCUGGACACCACUGUACUGUGUUCCUGGACACCACUGUUCUGUGUUCCUGGACACCUCUGUUCUGUGUUCCUGGACACCACUGUUCUGUGUUCCUGGACACCUCUGUUCU